Molecule: messenger RNA, 1266 nt
Organism: Anopheles darlingi
Lineage: Eukaryota; Metazoa; Arthropoda; Insecta; Diptera; Culicidae
Gene: Osi24
Exons: 5
Coding region: 1-1266 (421 amino acids)
Source: RefSeq, a predicted model, not a curated record
AUGGCACUUCUGUUGGUGGUUACGGCGGUGGUCGUGGCCACCGUUCUGAUGGGAUCCGUGGAGUGUCAAGGUUUCGGUGAAUCGGCAACGCCAACGAAACCAACGGUUGCUCCCGGCAGCAACGGUACACGCCGGUCGAACGAGCUGCUCGAGUUCGAGGAUGCACUGAUUGACUACGUCAGCGAUUGGUUCAAUCGCCAAUCGAAGGAUUUAAUGGAGAAUGCGCUCAUCGCUCGACGUACGAACAAACAAACCGUUGCCGGUGGCAGUGCGAGCGACCGAGUGACGCUGACCGAAUUCGAUCGAACGGUCAUCAGGCGGGUCGCUCGGUUUCUCGGAACGGCCACCGAUGCCCUGCGGAGCCGCUCGCUAACGGAGUCCCCCGAAACGGGCCGGUUGUUCUUCUUUAAAGGAAUGAAAAAGCUGCUCUGGCCGGUCAUGAUCGGACUGCAGAUUGUAAAAACGGUUCUCAUCAUGAUGUUCCUGCCGAGCAUUAUUGGUUCGUUUGGCAAGAUUCUCGGUAAAGGGUUAACCUCGGUAUCCGGACUGUCGCAUCCGGUGCAGACGGUGGACGAUCUGGAUUUCAAGGAUGCGACCUCGUACAACGCCGACCAUGACUUUGGCAUGAACGAUGGCUAUCUGCCACCGGAGGACAACCAUCACUCGGCGACCAACUAUAACGGCAUCGUGUACGAUCCUGCGGCAAUGGGAGGCCACCACAGCAAUGCUGCCAACGCCCUGUCACGGCUCGGUUACGGUGGUGGUCGCGUGACGUACGUCGGUUCGCAACCGACGAUCGAUCGGCGAAGGCAGCAACAACAGCAACAGUCGGCGAAGAAUGAUUUCAAAAUUUUCCACGACAUCCCGAGCAGCAGCCUGCUGCUAACGAACUACGAUCCCUUCUACAGUCCGCUACUGUCCCGGCUCGAUGCCAUCUUCGCCCAGAUGGGUCUGUCUAGCAAGGAGGAACACUGCCGCCAGAAGCUCGUCUGCCUGAUGUACGCGAACCCGGCCAAGUACGCACCGUACAGUAACCUCAUCUCGGCGCAGCUAAGCAGGGAGUUGGAUGAGCUGCGCAAACCGACCAACGACAAUCCGGACAUACUGCGGUUCUUCAAGUAUAUGCGAGCGGCCAAGGAUGGCCAGGAUGGGGUGCAGUGUGAGGCCCACUACAAGGACUGCACCGGCUACAAGGACCUCUCGAACCCGGCCAUGGUGACGACGUUCAACGACAUCAACAAGCUCGUUCACGCUCGGAAACUCUAG